GUGCGGCGACAUCUUGCGCCUUCUGCUGCUGCAGCUGCGGGAGGACGGCCAGCUGGGAAAGGUUGACGACGCCAUCGCCGUUCCUGACGCCCCUGCAGCGCCUUACGUGGGGCCGCCUCUCAGCUCUACCCUUAAGAUAGCUGACAAACACCUCGACAAUGGUCGUCUAAAAGUGGCUGACAUUCUUCGAGGUGUCCUGGAGCAAUGGUCCUUUCCUCGCAGGCUGAAGAACUUACAUGGCGGUGGCUCUGAGGACCUGCUGCAGGUUCUGGGGCCACACCUCGAGGAGCUGGAGGCCUCGUACACUUGGGAGGCUCAGCCCAGGGCCAUGGAGGAGGUGCUGAAGAUGUCGGGACUCAAAAGACUAAAUGUUAAAUGCGCUUGGAAUGCUGACCACCCGGACCUACCGUUGCAGUUAGAAGAGCUCACUGUGUAUCACAUGAGUGAGAAUCAGCUGCGCUGUGUAGAACGCAUGCCCAGGCUGUGCAGCUUGUUUGUGUUACAUUACUGUGGUCCGAAUCUGACUUUUCCACCAUCGCAGCAUGGCAGGCUGCUUUGGCUUCACGUGGCCAUUAAUGCUGACCACAAGCCCACAAUGCUCUCCCUUAUUCGCGCCCAUGCCUCAUCUCUACAGGAGCUACGUGUACGCUGUUCCUUGUCUCCCGAUGACCAGCACUUCUACUUCCCCGACCUGGCCCAGGAGCUGGCGGAUUGCGGCCUGCUCGUCUUGCGCCGGCUUGUCCUUGUACGUCCUCCGAAUGAUGCUUGCACAGGCCAAUCUGCCGGCUGCGUGUUGCAGCGAAGAACUAUUCGAGGCGUAUUCCCAUCGUCUGUCGACGUGGUUUGCAAGUCGUGUCACACACCGGGAUUCUAGAUUCUAGUUGAAUGGCUGCAAUAUGUCUUACGACGCAUCAAUGUAGCGUUACCCCAUUCUAGCCCGGAGCUGAACUGUUACGUGCUCAAAAUCCCAGCUCCACGAAUUUGUGUUUAAUCUCUGAAAUGUUCUAAAAUUUGUGUGUCUUUUUUUUAAAUUCUAAUGUACUUGUCUAGUUUAGUCAAUUAAA
This is a messenger RNA of Frankliniella occidentalis (western flower thrips), 1064 nucleotides long. RefSeq lists its product as uncharacterized. The coding region runs from base 329 to 874 and encodes 181 amino acids. Lineage: Eukaryota; Metazoa; Arthropoda; Insecta; Thysanoptera; Thripidae. The record is from RefSeq and is a predicted model, not a curated record. The transcript is spliced from 2 exons.